Messenger RNA from Onychomys torridus (southern grasshopper mouse), 1073 nucleotides. Its product is annotated as olfactory receptor 13C7-like. The record is from RefSeq and is a predicted model, not a curated record. The coding region runs from base 65 to 1021 and encodes 318 amino acids. Gene Ontology annotation, biological process: G protein-coupled receptor signaling pathway. Gene Ontology annotation, molecular function: olfactory receptor activity; G protein-coupled receptor activity. Gene Ontology annotation, cellular component: membrane. NCBI's taxonomy places the organism in Eukaryota, Metazoa, Chordata, Mammalia, Rodentia, Cricetidae. The transcript has a single exon.
UAGACUGGUCCCCAUAAGUGCUUGUUGUCUUCUGUUUUCAUGAAAGGGAAAGAGAGCAUGAGAAAUGGAAGUGGCCAACCAGUCUGUGGUAGCUGAAUUUGUCUUGCUGGGCUUGUCAGAUCACCCAACGCUGGAGAAAACCUUCUUCCUGCUCAUCCUGCUGAUGUACCUGGUGAUCCUGCUGGGCAAUGGGGUCCUCAUCCUGGUGACCAUCCUCGACUCCCACCUGCACACACCCAUGUACUUCUUCCUGGGGAACCUCUCCUUCCUGGACAUCUGCUACACCACCUCCUCAAUUCCCCUGGUCCUGGAUGGUUUCCUUACUCCCAGGAAAACAAUCUCUUUCUCAGGCUGUGUGGUACAGAUGUUUCUCUCCUUUGCCAUGGGAGCCACAGAGUGUGUGCUCCUGGGCAUGAUGGCAUUUGAUCGUUAUGUGGCCAUCUGCAACCCCCUCAGGUACCCUGUGGUCAUGAGCAAGGCUGCCUAUGUGCCCAUGGCCAUAUGCUCCUGGGUGGCUGGUGGUGCCAACUCCUUGGUACAGAUCUCCCUGGCAGUACAGUUGCCUUUCUGUGGGGACAAUGUCAUUAAUCACUUCACCUGUGAGAUCCUGGCUGUCUUAAAGCUAGCCUGUGCUGACAUCUCCAUCAAUGUGAUUAGCAUGGGGGUGGCCAAUGUGAUCUUUCUAGGGGUCCCAGUUCUGUUCAUCUUUGUCUCUUAUACCUUCAUACUCACCACCAUCCUGAGGAUCCCCUCUGCUGAGGGAAGGAGGAAAGCCUUCUCCACCUGCUCUGCCCACCUCACUGUGGUGAUCGUCUUCUAUGGGACCAUCCUCUUCAUGUAUGGGAAGCCCAAGUCCAAGGACCCACUGGGGGCAGACAAACAGGAUGUUUCAGACAAACUCAUGUCCUUAUUUUAUGGAGUGUUGACUCCCAUGCUGAACCCCAUCAUCUACAGCCUCAGAAACAAGGAUGUGAAGGUUGCUGUAAGGAACCUGGUGCAUUGGAAAUGCCUCAUUCAUUGAUAGUGAGAGAAGUGGGUUAUUUCCUGGUUCUGUGCACAGCAGGACUCUGCUG